GGAGGCAACAGGACAGACACCAGUUCCCCAAAGCCUCCCCUUACCAAGAAAGAACUACCCUACCCCAGAGUGCUCCCACACAGCCUUCCAGGGGGUGCAGGGAGCUGAAACUAUGACAGAGGAGGAAUGUGCUCUACCGGAUGGACUAACAACUGGGCUGUAGCCCUGAGUCUGCAGGGCUAUCCUGGGUUUGUGCAGCAGCAUUUGACUUGUCCCUAGCUGACUUCUAGUCACCUCGGUGAACUCCCGCACUUUCCCACAGGAAGGGACACUACUCUGCAAUGCCAGGGCCUCUGACUGACUACAGACUCUGGACUUUCCCUUCAGCUUACGCGGACCCACCAUGUCCUUCCAAGGCUACAAAAUUGCCUGGUACAGAUCACGGGUUCUGGCCCAUCGAGGGACCUGCUGGCCUCUAGCUAGUCUCUACCCCGGCCACCAUGAUGCUGUUGCCCAUCCUGGUACAAGCUGGUGCUCCAGGUAACCCAUGGGAGGAGUUCAGCAGAGAUGGAGAAGCAGCUCUGGCCCCUCUUGCCCUGGACAGUAUCAACCCACCUUGACGGAGAUGUGGCCAUGGGCCUGGGGAAGGUGGGCCGCCAAGAACCAGUCCCCAGGUUCGUCCGCUCCAGGUCCAAUGCAGACCCUCAGGAGACGACCACCACCCGAGAGGUGACCAGACUGCUAGGCGUUCCAGUUGCCCUGGUGACGGAUCCCUUCUCUUCUGGCCAGGGUUCCAGAGGCUUCAAUCAAGUCCCUCCAUCCGCCCCUCAUCCCUUCCCCUCCCAACCUACCCCAAAUCUGGCUAGAGCUCCUUUGCUAAUUUCUGCAGGUGUCCUCCCUGUAUUGUAGGCUUGCCGACAAGGCCUGUCACCACCCAGCGCCCUGCAGCUGGGUUCCAUCCACAACCUAGAGCCUCCCCUCUCUCCGGGCUAACACUUCCCAGUCCCACCUUCAGACAAGAUCCUGAUCUAAGGACUUGUAAAAACCGAGCCAAAGCCCAGAGAUGGAAGCAGACGAGGUCGCAGAAGAGCCUCACACCACCAUGGAUGCGGAGGAGCACCCUUCUUCAAAGGACCCCUCUGCCAGAGACUCACAGGAGCCCCCUAUCUCUGAAACCCCCUUGAAGGCUUCCAUCUCUGAGACCCCUUUAGAAGCACUUACCUCUGAAACUCCUUUGGAGCCUUCCACUUCCCAGAACCCUUCAGAGACCCGUAUCUCAGAAACCCCCUUGGAGCCUUCCAUCUCUGAGACUCCUUUAGAGUCUCGCACCCCUGAAUCUCCUGUGAUGACUUCCACUUCCCACACCCUGUUAGAGAUCCAUACCUCGGAAACCCUCUUGGAGCCCUCCAUCUUUGAGACUCCUUUAGAGCCCCACACCCCUGAAUCUCCUGUGACGCCUUCCACUUCCCACACCCUGUUAGAGACCCAUACCUCAGAACCCCCCUUGGAGCCUUCUAUCUCCAAGGCCUCUUUAGAACACUCUGUCCCUGAGAGCCCAUUGCAGAUUCACAUCUCUAAGGUCUCAGAGAAACAGCUUGCUUCUCAUAAUGCAUCACCAGGCCAUGUCUCUGCGUCUCCCUCUGAUACUCUGAAGGAAGGCCCCAUCUCUGAGUCCUCCUCCAGUGAUGUCUCCCGGAUGAGAAGAUCCGUGCAGGUCCCUGAAUCUGAAUUCCUUCAAAAGCACUCCCUUUCAGGCCCUUCAGCCCAGGUCAGCCUGGACACAUCUGCAAAGGAAAGGGAAGAAGGAGAGAAUGAGAAUGAGGUGGAUGCCACUGAGAGAGCCACUCCCGCGGCUCAGCCUGGACAUCAUCUGGUCAAGAAGAAGGAGAAGAAAGGAGUUGGCCGCUCCAGAGUCAGCCCAGUGGUCCCUACUACGCAGGCAGAGAUGGUGAAAGUGGCUAACACAGUGCGCAAAGAGAUGUUUGCUGCUCAGGUGAAAAAUCUGUUCCAGUGGGAGAAGAAUGCAGCCCUGAGUGCCAUCCAGACAGGUCUCUACAUUGGCUGGCGUUGCCCCCAUUAUCUAUGGGACUGUUUCCGGAUUGGGGAUGAGUCCAAGUGCUUUUGUGGACACUUGUUGAGAGAGCACCAGAUCGUAUCAGACAUAUCUGUGCCCUGCAAUGUGAACCAGUGCCGCUGCCUCAUGUUCUGCUUUAUCCCAUCACGCCCAGAGGAGGUGGGUCAGUUCUGGCUCAGGAGACGAGCCUCCUUUGACCCCAAGGCGUGGAGAGCCCAAUGUCGCUGCAAACAUAACCAUGAAGACCAUGCAGCUACUGGGUCCCAUCCCUGCAAGGUCAAAGGCUGUUGCUGCAACUGCUUUGAGUCUAAUUUCCUGUGUGCAGCCUGUGACCGGCGCUGGGAGGAACACCAGACUUUCUUUGAGACUGAAGAGACCCGGCGACGAGGAGGGAGGCCUCACGGAGCAGACUAUGUGCCUUUUGCAGAGAUUCCUACCCUCCAAGAAACCAUCAUCAACAACUCUGACUUCGAGGUCCUACAGAAGCAGGGGCCUUCUGGCCAUCCCAGCUCCCACCCUAGUCCCCCUGGUUUCCCUGGCCCAUUCAGCCUCCAACCUGGCCCCACUUCUAACCGCCAUACCUGACCCUUUCACCUCUGCUCUUCCCUCCUCCAGGGACAGACUCUGUCAGCACCUGGCACAGGCCUCUGUGAGCCUGGCCCAGAUCAGCAAUAAAGGGGAAGCCAUUGGAAUCUGACCUGGCUCUGUAUGGGAUAGCUAGAGCCGGGCCCAUGGAUAGACAUUCUAAGACCUUAGGGACAGCACCUACUGGGGGUAAAGGAAGCCAUACACAGUAGAGAGGCUGGAUCUGGACAGCUGUCUUCACCUCACCCACUUUUAAUCUGCCAGCCCUGGCAUCAGAGGAGAGAGUGGAUUCAAUG
This is a messenger RNA of Artibeus jamaicensis (Jamaican fruit-eating bat), 2895 nucleotides long. It is a transcript of the gene FAM221B, whose product is annotated as family with sequence similarity 221 member B. The transcript is spliced from 8 exons. Lineage: Eukaryota; Metazoa; Chordata; Mammalia; Chiroptera; Phyllostomidae. Bases 1004 to 2599 code for a protein of 531 amino acids. The record is from RefSeq and is a predicted model, not a curated record.